AUGACAUCUUCCACUACAUCAUACUCCAAGGAGAUCAAGCAUGGUUUUAUGGGGAAGAAACUGAAUUGGAUCCGUGCCAAGAUCGCUUCAUUAGCCCACGGGAACUCUAGUCAGGUGAAGGAGCAGUCGCAACUAUCCGUUAUUUGUGGAUCUGUUGCGGAUUGCGACGUAGCGACAGACGAAGAUAAGAUGGCGGACGAUGGAUCGGCUCAGGAUGAGUCCGUAAGCGGAGGACCAGGACAGGGCUUACCAGCCACCUCACAAUCGCAACCGACUCGUCCGCAUAGUCCUUUACCGUCGCCCUCACAUGGUCAUCCGGACCCUUUGAUGCCUGUGGCGGAAAAUUGGUGUCAUACGCAGGUCAAAGUCGUCAAAUUCAAUUAUAUGUGGACUAUCAACAAUUUCUCAUUCUGCCGAGAGGAAAUGGGAGAGGUUUUAAAAUCGUCGACUUUUUCUGCUGGCGCCAGUGACAAGCUGAAAUGGUGCCUGCGCAUAAAUCCUAAAGGAUUGGACGAAGAGUCACGGGAUUACCUUUCCCUCUAUCUUCUACUCGUACAGUGUGCAAAAAAGACGAAAGCUAUGGAAUCUCAACGUGCGUAUCGAUUCGUGCAAGGCAAAGAUUGGGGAUUCAAAAAAUUCAUACGACGAGAUUUCUUGCUGGAUGAAUCGAACGGGUUACUUCCUGAUGAUCGAUUGAGUAUUUUCUGUGAGUGCGCUCGUUUGGUAAACAUCCAAGGUGGUGUAGUAUUCCCGGCCAGUCCCAGUCCACGAUACCAUCAACAAUGGACUCGAUGUGGUGGUUCGUCGAAUGUGCAAACGUAUCUGCAGUGUGCGAGGAAUUUCGUUUAUACGAAGAAAAAGCGUUAUAGGUGGCCGAUUCCAGUCUCACCAGAGCAGGUUUCGGUUGUUGCGGAAACGGUCAACGUUACCGGACAAACGAGCGCUCAACAGUUCAAGGUGCCUCCGUGCCGACUUUCCGAAGACCUGUCUGCUUUAUUCGAAAGUAAACAGUUUAGCGACUGCACGCUUGUGGCCAAUUGUAAAUCUAAUGGACCGCAAACGUUCCAUGUGCACAAAGCGAUUCUCGCUGCCCGAUCGCGUGUGUUCCAUGCAAUGUUCGAGCACAAUAUGACGGAAUCGGAGCGAAAUGAGGUCGCGAUAGACGAUGUUGAACCAGACGUGUUGCGAGAAAUGCUAUGUUUCAUGUACACGGGGAAUUCACCGUGUGUUGAUCAAAUGGCACAACAUCUUAUUGCUGCAGCUGAUAAAUAUCAUUUGGAUCGUCUAAAGGUGAUGUGCGAACAAGCCCUCUGUGCAGCGUUGACAGCCGAAAAUGCAUGUGUCACGUUGGUUCUGGCUGAUUUAUACUCCGCUGAGCAGCUUCGGACGCAUGCAAUAAAUUAUAUCAAUGUGAAUGCUACGGAGGUAAUGAACUCUGAGGGCUGGAAAGAUCUAGUAAAAGAACACCCUACCCUGCUUGCCGAGGUCUUCAAGGCGCUCGCCACCCAACAAACCCCACCUGUUGUGUUGGCUGCCCCUCCUAAAAAGCGGAUCAAACAUUGCCCGUACUGAAAAACCGACAACAGUUUGUUUGUGUUGAGUAUUCUGCUUACGUCAGUUUCAUUUGAAUUUUGCUUAAUUGUGUAAGAAAUUUGUUCGCUGCGAGUGAUAAAGUGCCUCUAGUGUUAAGUCAUGGAGAAGUUUUCAAUUGCAUGAGAUUAUCGAUCUUUCUCAGCCAGCCUCUCCGUGAUUCUCUUGAUUUUCUCUCCCCCGUAUUCGAGGCUGGCAUCCCCCCAUAUUCUAGCUCAUAGGCUCAUUCAGCGUUAUCAUUUUGUUUUAUGUUCAGGUAUUUAUGUUUUUAUGCUAGUUGUUGGCGAUAUUCGAUUUUGAUGUGUGGUGUUUUGAUGUUCGUUUCGAUCAUAUAUCGACUGCGGGUGCAUUUCAAUUACUUUUUUCUCUCGUGUUCUAUUAUUUAUGACGAUAGGCUUAACCGGUAGAUUCGUGCAAGAUGAGUGUGUUAUUAUGCGCUCUUAUUUGCCAUGUUCUGCGGAUUUGAUGCUUUGCUGUUUCGAAAAAGAACAAAUGAAGCUUUGAUUGAAC
Cylicocyclus nassatus is the source of this 2100-nucleotide messenger RNA. The record is from the annotation of a GenBank genome assembly. NCBI's taxonomy places the organism in Eukaryota, Metazoa, Nematoda, Chromadorea, Rhabditida, Strongylidae.